AUGAAUUCGGCGUCGCUAGGAGACAAGGCGCUCGCCAACUCUGACUUUCCCAGUGCAAUUCGAUACUUUACCCAGGCGCUAAUUGAGCUUCCUCGUGCCCCGCCCUACUACAUCAAACGAUCCACCGCUUUCGGUCGACUGAAGCCCGCGGACGGUGGCCCCAACUUUCCGGCCGCUUUACAUGAUGCCGAGGUCGCUGUGACGCUUGCGCGGGAGCGUGGAAAACGCGAGCUUAUCAUGGCUGCUCAGAUGAGACGAGGUGUCGCAUUAUACCAACUGGGACGGUACGGGGAUGCCGCGUUCGUGUUCGGGUCUAUUCAGGAAAAGACCGGUGCGGGGGAUGAGGGUGAGGACAAAUCGGAGAAAGUGAAGAAUGCUAUGGCUGGGUCGGCCAAGAAUGGAUACCAGCAGGAGCUGCCCAUCUGGACGCUGAAGGUGAAGAGCCAGCUUAACAAGCUGGCCGAGGGGGACGAGAAAGCUGCUGUGACGGUCGCCGAGUAUCCCACGGGUAUUAAAAGUCCUAGCGAGAAAGAACUCAAGCAGCAGCUGGAGGCUUUCAAGUCGGGAAAAACAGGAGACAACAGUAUUCUGGCACUGGAGAAGCACCAGAGCUCCAUCGAUGAGGGAGCUGCUUCUUCCGCAUUGGAGAGCAAGCCGGUACCUUCGAGUGUUCCAGCCGCUGCUUCGGUUGAAAAGGUUAGGCAUGAGUGGUAUCAGUCUAACGAGUCAGUGGUCGUGACCCUGUACGUGAAGGGCGUACCCAAGGACAAAGCGAGUGUUCAGCUCGCAAGCGACUCGGUUACCGUUGGGUUCCCUCUUCCCUCUGGCGCUGACUAUGACUUUACUCUCGAUCCAUUGUUUGCCACUAUCGACGCUGCCGCAUCUAAGGUCUCCGUAAUGUCCACCAAGAUCGAACUCUCGUUGCGCAAACAGACGCCGGGCCAGAAAUGGAGUGCUUUGGAAGCCACGUCUACGGACGUUAAGCUAGCCGAUCGGCAAGCCCCUGUGAGCUCUGCGCCAUCAAGUAGCGCCGCGCCGACCUAUCCUUCGUCAUCUCGCAAUGGACCGAAAGACUGGGACAAGCUGGCAUCCACACUAACGGAAAAGAAGACCAAGUCCGGGGACAAGGGCAAGAAGAAAACGGCGACGGGCGAUGGAGCAGCCGACUCCAAGAACGAUCAGGCAGGUAAUGAAUCGGACGGUGGUGACUCGGACUACGAAGGUGGCGAUCCGGUCGACUCUUUCUUCAAGAAGCUAUACGCGGGUGCCGAUCCGGAAACCCGCCGUGCCAUGAUCAAGAGUUACACUGAAAGCCAGGGAACUUCUCUGAGCACCAACUGGAAUGAAGUCAGCCAAGGCAAAGUCGAGGCUCGGCCUCCCAGUGAUUGA
Aspergillus affinis is the source of this 1389-nucleotide messenger RNA. Its product is annotated as co-chaperone SGT1. Gene Ontology annotation, biological process: protein stabilization. The transcript is spliced from 2 exons. Gene Ontology annotation, molecular function: protein-folding chaperone binding. The record is from RefSeq and is a predicted model, not a curated record. Bases 1 to 1389 code for a protein of 462 amino acids. Lineage: Eukaryota; Fungi; Ascomycota; Eurotiomycetes; Eurotiales; Aspergillaceae.